This is a messenger RNA of Durusdinium trenchii, 923 nucleotides long. NCBI's taxonomy places the organism in Eukaryota, Dinophyceae, Suessiales, Symbiodiniaceae. The record is from the annotation of a GenBank genome assembly.
GAGAGACCUCAGUGACCUCAUGCUCGGUUGACCUAACAAGACUCGAGUCAGGGGUAUUCAUGUGGUGACAGAUGAGUCGUUACAUCUGGUUGUUUGGCUACCCUCAGUGUCAGUUCUUGGCCCCCCCCGGGAUCCAGUCGUACCUUGUGAGGUACGGUGAUGUGUUCGACACUGGAGACUGUAGGUGCCAGGAGGGUCCAGUCAUACCUUCUCUGAAGGUACUUGGAUCGCUAGCGACUCUAGAUAGGCUUGGUAAGCGCUUUCGUCCUCCAAGCGUUGCCGUUGACCAAAAGCUAUGGCACCGGAAGUUUUGCAGGAGCUCUUCCAGUGGGACCUUCCAGUUGGUCUUUUUGAGAUCUUCGGGAACGUAUAAAAGUAUACAUAUAUAUAUAUACAUAUCACUUAACUUGUUUCUGCGUGCUGCGUUCGGAGUGCAAAACAUGUCAGUUUGCAACACCCAUGAAGCAACCAGGUGGAGACGCAAUUGUUCGCUGGAUAUCAGCUAUGAGGAGAUCAUGCGAAGUCCGCUGGUCCCUUUGAAACUCAUCGCUGAGCAGUUGAAGUUGUCUUUCACACAGGAGCAACUUCGGGAGGUUCAAUCCGACUUGAUCCAGUUGAAACGAAGUCAUUGCGGGAAUGCGGUGUGCCAGGUCACAAAGCUUUGGCCUGACCACCGCUCGGCGGAGACGGAGCGACUCCAGGGCAAGGGCUGUGCGGCCAACAACGCAGAGCUGAACGAGUUGAAGGAUGAAGCUUAUGCACAAGUGCUGAACACUCGCUUCAAGGAAUACCAGAUGCUCUAUGGUUACUUGAACGACUGAGCUGUUCGGUCGUCGGAUCUGGCCAGAAAAGAGGUCGGCGCGAGGAUUUGUUUCUCAAUGUUGGCUACACUCUUCUACCGGGGCGUUGGUUUGAGGACACGG